AUGGGUGCUCAACCUAGUCAGUCAAUGUCGAUGUACACCAUGGGUGGUCAACCAGAAUCCAGUUCUAGUGUUGUUAAACCUACUGCAUCACCAUCAGAAUCCAGCUCUAGUUUUGUUCAACCUACUACUCUAUCACCAUCAGACUCCAGCUCCAGUAUUGUUCAACAUACUCCGUCACCAUCAGAAUCCAGCUCCAGUAUUAUUCAAUCUACUCCAUCACCAUCAGAAUCCAGCUCCAGUAUUGUUCAACCCACUCCGUCACCAUCACAAUCUAGCUCCAGUGUUUUUCAACCCAGUCCGUCACCAUCAGAAUCCAGCUCCAGUGUUGUUCAACCUACUACUCCAUCACCAUCAGAAUUCAGCUCCAUUGUUGUUCAACCUAUCCCAUCACCAUCGGAAUCCAGCUCCAUUGUUGUUCAACCUGUCCCAUCACCAUCAGAAUUCAGCCCCAGUAUUGUUCAACCUACUCCAUCAUCAUCAGAAUCCAGCUCCAUUGUUGUUCAACCUAUCCCAUCACCAUCAGAAUCCAGCUCCAGUGUUAUUGAAAUUACUCCAAGUACAUCCACAUUCAGUUCCAGUGUCAAAGCCGUGACAAGCUCUGUUUCAGUUGCCACAACGUCUCCCACCGAUUCUCCAACAACCCUUCCUACAGCGGAAAUAACUACAUUCGGAAUUGUGAUGAUUAUUCUCGGCGAUUAUAGAAAUGAACUAAGUAAUAGCAGCAAUCAAGAAUAUAAAGAUUUAAGUUCAAAUAUUAAGGGUUUCCUGAUAACAUUAUAUCAACCAUUCCCAGGAUUUCUUGGCAUUAGAAUUAUUUCGUUCUCACCAGGAAGCAUCGUUGUUGAUUUUGAUGUAAUAUUCAACUCAACUGAAGCUAACACUACCGUCCAAGAAGUUAUUGAACCAAUCCAAAAAGGGAUGACUGGUCCCAUCGCACCAUUUAGAAUUUUAUCGGUAGCAGAAAAAGAAGAGGUUGUUCAAACUACUCCAGCACCAUCAGAAUCCAGUUCCAGUUUUAACGGUACGUUUUAA
This is a messenger RNA of Dendronephthya gigantea, 1032 nucleotides long. RefSeq names its product putative protein TPRXL. The record is from RefSeq and is a predicted model, not a curated record. The transcript has a single exon. NCBI's taxonomy places the organism in Eukaryota, Metazoa, Cnidaria, Anthozoa, Malacalcyonacea, Nephtheidae. Bases 1 to 1032 code for a protein of 343 amino acids.